This is a messenger RNA of Cuscuta campestris, 2462 nucleotides long. NCBI's taxonomy places the organism in Eukaryota, Viridiplantae, Streptophyta, Magnoliopsida, Solanales, Convolvulaceae. The record is from the annotation of a GenBank genome assembly.
CUACUUUCCCAUACUAGGUAAUAUUUCUUCUUCUUUAAGCUUGGAGCUCCAUUAAUGGCUUCAAGCUCCUACAAUGAUGUAUAUGUACAUUCUCUCGAUAAUAAUAAAAGUUCCUCCCUUUGACAUGGCACCGCCAAAAAAAUGCUCAUGAUUUUCUCCCGAUUUUGGUUUCCACUGGAACGGACCACUUGUGGUCUGCGCGGUCCAUUUGAGGGACAUAGGAAGCAGAAACAAAUCUCUGGAGGCAAGCCUCGUACCUUACAGCGACCCUGGAAGCUAGAACGGACCUCUUGAGGCCGGCGCUGUUCCUUGGAAGGACUCUGGAGGCUAGCGCCGUCCCUUGGAGGGGACACUUGAAGCUAGAACCUCUUGAGGCUGGCGCGGUCCUUGAAGGGACCCUAGAAGUUGGAACGGACCAAUUGAGGCUGACGCCAUCCCUGGCUCGCUAGAGUUUGAGGAGGCUCGGAGUUGAAUAAGGGUCUCCCUCGCACCUGCCAUCCAUGGCUCGCCGAAGCGGGAGGAAGUGCGCUUGUUAAAGCAGAGGCUUGCUAGAUCUUGCCUGAGGCUCGCCGGACCACAGGAGGCUCGCAGCUCCUGUCUGUGGUUUGUCGGAGGAAGAGGGAGCUAACUAGAGGCUCGCCGCUGCCGCCCGGGGCUUGCCGGAAGAGGAAGGCUCGCUGAAUUUAGACCACGGUUCGCCGAAGAGGACAAUUCUGAUACCUCCCCGUAGCUACCUGAGGUCUGCUGCUGCUCGCCUCGCUCCAGUUGUUUGCCGUCCAUCGGGACUGGUUGAUUUAUUGGAGAUGUUAGGUAUGAAAAGAGAACACUCCCAGCCCGAACUGAAAACACCACCACUCCUCUUUUUUUCUUUCCCUUGACUUUUCCACUCUUAUUUUUAUUUUUUUUACUUUUGUACUUCUCCUCUCUCUUUUUUUAUACUUUCACUAAAUAUUGUACGAACCAAGAAAUCAUACUCCUUAGCUUUUUUUAAGGGUCCUACAGGUAGUGCCAGUGAUGGAAACCGUUUUUUCGGGCGUCGACCCGACGAACUCAGUACCGGGUUGGCACCGCAUCGAACAACGAAAUCUGGAAAAUAAACGUGGAAACUCAAAUCAGGAAAAACCACGGGCCUUUUUGGGCAGUGCCAUGCCGAAGGAAGGAACUUUUAUUAAUCUUUGAGGGAUUUACAUAUAAAUCAUUGUAGGAGCUUGGAGCCAUUAAUAGAGUUCAAAACUUAAAGAAGAAGUAUUAUCUAGUUAUCUAGUAUCGGAAAGUAGGAAUUGACCUCCCCUCCUUCUCCCCGUAGUCUCAUAUUUAAAGGGGAGAAGGAGUGAUUGAUGCAGACAAAAAGGGACCUUCUCCAUGUGAAGCCCAUGUGGCUUCCAGAUGUAAAUGUUCCGCGGGCUCCGUUGAAUAUUUUUACAUCCUUUCAAAUAUAUUUUUCUCUCUAUACAUCUCUGGCUACGUCUUGAAUAAUUUAUCUGAUUUAUAUCUUGGGUACGAGUUUAAGCACCUAUAAUUAAAACCCUCUAAUUUAUCUUUCUUUCUAACUUAUUUACUUCAAUAAUGUGUGAUGGUCGUAAACGACCGAGUAGGCCGACCUAGCAGUCGGGUGUGACUACUAAAGGGUGUCAAGUAUGAGGGAUGAAAGCUAGAGCAAAUGGGCUCGCACAUCGGGUGCUGACACCUGAAUGUGGUUUGGUUCAAUCAACUCGGUAAUAGCUGGGCCCCACUCGUGUGGUACCAAGUUGGCUCAGGGCCAGGUAAAGCUAUGUACGUACCCUCGGACCGUCCAUCAAUUUGUAUAUUAUUCAGUCUCACAAUAAUAUUCUACUUUACUAUUAAUUUAACAUGGUUAUUCUUUAUUUCCUUUCUUUAAAUAUUCUCAUUGAUUAUUAAAUAAAAUAAAGUAGUAUCGUACUUUAAAUUAGCAGCCACAAAAAAACUCAAGAAGAAGUUUAAGUAAUUAACUUUUGAUUGAAUAACUGCUUGAGAUGAUAUCAUCAACGUAUUAUUAAUCUAGAGUAUGGGGAAGAGAAGAGGGUUUUGUUGCUUUGGGUUUUGGAAGAGGAAGAAGGGAAGUGAUGAUGGUCAUGAGAGGGAGGAGGGCGAUGACAACGGGCACGAUGUCGCGGUCGCGAAUCAGUACAAAGUCCGACCAACCGACGAACGCGACGGGUACGAUUAUUAUUGCAUGGCUGACGACCCUGAAAUCGACAUCAAAGCCACCGCUUUCCUCAACAUCAAGAAACAGCAGCUUCGAAACAACGGCUCCUCCAAAACCGACGACGUCUCCAAAUAACGCGCUUAUUUUCUCACAAAUUAAACAAAUAUUCAUCUUGGCCCCUUUCUGUGCAUCCGUGAGUUAAUUUGGUCGAUGUAUAUUGUAUUGAGUCAAAUUAGUCUAUGUAGCUAAAAAUACAAAUAAAAGUUAUUCCUUAUGAUAAAAUUUAUCUUAACAC